Neoarius graeffei (lesser salmon catfish) is the source of this 2277-nucleotide messenger RNA. RefSeq names its product mitogen-activated protein kinase kinase 5 (gene map2k5). The coding region runs from base 413 to 1762 and encodes 449 amino acids. The transcript is spliced from 22 exons. Gene Ontology annotation, molecular function: protein binding; ATP binding; protein kinase activity. The record is from RefSeq and is a predicted model, not a curated record. Lineage: Eukaryota; Metazoa; Chordata; Actinopteri; Siluriformes; Ariidae. Gene Ontology annotation, biological process: protein phosphorylation.
GUAAACUUCCGCUGAGUUUUGUUGACAGUUAGCUAGUACUCGAAAACACUUCAGCCGUAUAAUUUUACUUGUCACAAAUUUCUGUAUUCAGUGUAUAGCAUGUCAUUAAACGAAUUUCUUAAUUAUAUCCUUACUUGCUGGCGAUAUACCUACCCUUUUUCAAUAUUAUUGGAAGUUAGCUAGCAUGCUAACCGGCUAUUUGACUAGCUAGCCAGAUUAGCAUGGGGCUGAAUCCCGAAUUGCUCUCUGCUCCCUAUUUAAGUACACUACGUGUAAUGCGCUUUUGCACUCGAUGUAGUGCACUUCAUGUUUCUUAGGGUGCGAAUUUGGGAUUUUGCCCAGCUGUUAGCUGAGAAGUAAGACAAGGAAAGCCGCUGUGUGUAGAUUAUGAUUAUGAGCAGACGCGUUUGUUAUGCUUUUACUGGUUUUGAAUAACGUCUGCGCCAUGGACACUGAAGGGAUCGUGAUCCGGAUAAAGACACCGGUGGGGGACAUGGACUCAUCGGUGGACUGUCCGUCACUUUUGAGCUUCAACGACUUGCUGAUCGCAAUUAGAGACGUGAUGCCUGAAGCCACCAUUACAGCAUUUGAAUAUGAGGACGAGGUUGGUGACAGGAUCACAGUUCGGAGUGAUGAAGAACUGAAUGCCAUGUUGUCCUAUUACUGCAAUACAGUGAUGGAGCAGCGCAUGAAUGGACUCCUACCUGAGCCACUACAGAUUUUUCCUCGAGCCGGGAAGACUCCUGGGAACCGGAACAUCCACGGCCUCAAGGUGAACACACGCCACGGCUCAUCCAGCAGCCGAGGAUCCUCUCCUGCCGAGUCUCUGUCCAACAACAGUUUAAAGAAAUCCUCGGCAGAGCUGAAAAAGAUACUGACCAAUGGCCAGAUAAAUGAACAAGACAUCCAGUACCAGGAGCAGCUCGGCCAUGGAAACGGAGGAACCGUAUACAAAGCAUACCAUGUCCUGGGGAAGAGGGUUCUAGCAGUGAAGGUUAUUCCUCUUGAUAUCACAGUGGAACUGCAGAAACAGAUCAUGUCUGAGCUGGAGAUCCUGUACAAGUGCGACUCGCCAUAUAUCAUAAAGUUCUACAGUGCUUUCUUUGUAGAGAACCGAAUAUCUAUAUGCACUGAGUUUAUGGAUGGUGGGUCGUUGGAUGUUUACAGGAGGGUUCCAGAGCAUGUCCUGGGCCGGAUUGCUGUAGCCGUGGUGAAAGGUCUGACGUAUUUAUGGAGUCUGAAGAUUUUACACAGAGAUGUGAAGCCUUCCAACAUGCUUGUGAACACAAGAGGCCAAGUAAAACUGUGUGACUUUGGAGUCAGCACACAACUGGUAAACUCUAUCGCCAAAACCUACGUCGGAACCAACGCAUAUAUGGCGCCAGAGCGAAUAUCAGGGGAACAAUAUGGAAUUCAUUCAGAUGUAUGGAGUUUAGGAAUCUCUUUCAUGGAGCUGGCGCUUGGCCAUUUCCCCUAUCCCCAGAUUCAGAAAAACCAAGGUUCCUUAAUGCCUCUCCAGUUAUUGCAGUGCAUCGUUGAUGAGGAUCCUCCUGUGUUUCCAGUCGGUCAGUUCAGUGAGAAAUUUGUGCACUUCAUAACACAAUGCAUGAAAAAACAGCCGAAAGAACGUCCUGCUCCCAAUAACCUCAUGGACCAUCCGUUUAUCACGCAAUAUGAUGACGGGAAUACAGAAGUAGUAUCCAUGUGGGUGUGUCGGAGCUUGGAGGACCGCAAAUCCCAUCAAGCUCAGGGGCUGAUGUAAGGAGCCGUGACACGACAAGGAGCCGUUUUUCCUCUUUCUAUAAAGUGCCACCGAGUGUACAGAGGUUUAAUGGCUGGACUUACUUGAAGGAGCUCACCCAUAAACAGACUCCAGAGUGCUUAUGGGCUCUUCUUUUUUUUUUUAUGCAUCCAAUAACUCCAGAUCUGUAUUUUUGUUUUAUAUAUUUGUUUUUGAAUGUUUGUGCAAAUGGCAGUAUAAAUGACUCUUAUCAUUUCCAUAGCCGAUGGACCAGAAAGCAAAAGCUUUUUAUUAAUAGGGUUGUUCCAGGAUAAACUAGGACACCUUGGAAUGCAGACUAAACAUUUUUGCAUUUUGAUCCCUCGUGGAAAAGGCUUUGGGCUGCUGAUCAAAAGAUUGUGAAGUGAAAUCCCAGCACCACCACGCUGCCACUGAUUGGGUCCUUGAGCAAGACUUGAACUGUUAUCUUCUCAGUUGUAUGUCGUUUCGGAUAAAGGCAACAGACAAAUAAAGAAGAGAGGGUGUUUUUUACUGAA